AAAUAUAGAAGGAACAGAACAUAAGGAAUUUCAGAUUCAAACCCUUGUCUGCAUUAAAUCCUGCAACUUUUGUUGUUUAGCUGCAAUUGCAAUGGGAUCCCUGUUUCCCUGUCUUCCAGAUGAAAUUGGGUGGAAAUGCCUGCUGAAGGUGGAGUUGAAUUCUCAUCACAAUCUCAGGUGUGUCUCCAAAAGCUGGAACGACGCAUUGAAAAGCCCCCACUUUUAUCAAGAAAGAAAAAGAUUAAUGAUUUCUGAGCAACGGAUUUGUAUGCUCCAGAACAUAAACGGCAUUUGCAACGGAGUAGCGGUAUACGACCUGGCGAAGAACUCGUGCAAAAAUCUACCGCCUGUUCCCGCUGAAAUUAACGGCAUCUUUCACUGCCAUUUCGUGAAACAAAAACUGGUUUUGAUUUCGGAUUUGCUUCCCGACUCUACAAGAAGGUGUGUGUGGUUGUACGAUUUUGCUUGUUCGAAAUGGCGACAGGGUGCCAAAAUGCCAACAUGGCUGAAUAAAUUUGCCUCUGCAGCGGAUGAGCAAGGGGGACUGAUUUAUGUUGGAGGAGGGUAUACCAACUUUCACGACAAUGAUGCAGAUUACAGAAGGUAUGGUUACCCCGUCCGCAAUGCUUCUGUUUACAAUGUGGAGGAGGACAAGUGGGAUUUUCUCCCCGACAUGAACACCAAAAUAGCGGACUGUAGUGGUGUUUAUGUUGACGGCAAGUUUUAUGUAGUGUACAGCCAGGCGGGGAUCUUUUUUCAGGUUUUUGAUUCGUACACGAGGAGCUGGAAAUCUAUGGCGAAUCGCUGGUAUAAAAUGGUGAAUGAAUUCGGAAGGGUGUGUCCUCUAAGCGCAUAUGGGCGCUUGUUUUGCUUGUCUGGUAGGGGAUUGAUUGAAUAUGACUAUAGCGAAGAUAAGAUGCACUUUAGAGGUCCAGGGCCUUCUUUCAUGGAGGAGAGGUCACGAAUUAAUUUCGCUAUAGAGGUUGGCCAUAACAUCUUUGUGAGCAGCCUGAAUCGCUUUCUGUUUCAUAAUUUCGCUACAGAGGUUGGUCAUAACAACUUUAUGAGAAGCUUGGAUCUCUUUCAUUGUCAAAAAUUUUGUAAGCUCGCACCUCCAAGUGAGACAGGAGGAGCAUUCAAGUGGAUUGGCAUUGAGAGACCAUCGGGUCUUCAGGGUAUGGCUGUAGGGGCUGCCACCCUGGAUCUUUGACUGUUUUUGAGCUUGGAUUCAGUUCAAUUGGUGCUUAGACGGGGGCCAUUACUAGUAAUUUUUGCCAAACAAUGAGACUGGUAAUCUCGACAACAAGUCGUGUAGUCAGACUUUGAAUAUGCAAUGGACACCUCAAUAGGCACUCAUAAGCUACGGUACAUUACGGGGAACAAUGCUUUGGAUUCUAAGAGGAGGACCUCAUUGAGUGGGUGAUAUCAUCGUCCAAGGAAGAUAUUGCAAUAAUAGAACAAAGAAUACAUAGUUAGAGUAAUGGAAUGAUGGACAUUUGGCUAAGUAUCAAUAUAACCUUGGGAACUGUUAUGAGGAAAUGAAAGAGAAUCAGCCAAAAUUUUGGCUAAGUUUGGAAG
Molecule: messenger RNA, 1578 nt
Organism: Cryptomeria japonica (Japanese cedar)
Lineage: Eukaryota; Viridiplantae; Streptophyta; Pinopsida; Cupressales; Cupressaceae
Product: F-box/kelch-repeat protein At1g15670
Exons: 2
Coding region: 92-1210 (372 amino acids)
Biological process (GO): regulation of phenylpropanoid metabolic process; negative regulation of cytokinin-activated signaling pathway
Molecular function (GO): protein binding
Source: RefSeq, a predicted model, not a curated record